AUGACAACCAAUAUCUCUCAGAUGCCUAGCCAUGUAAGUUGGCCACUUCCAGUAUUGCUGCUGUACUUUUCAUCUCUACUGCUAAUGGAGGGUUGGUGCUAUGCAGCCCCAUCCGGCCCGGAGUCAGACACCUGCUCCACGCUGGUCCAGAGCCGUUUUUUCGGCUUCUUCCUUUCCUCCUCAGUAUUCCCCACGGUGCCCUGUUCCUGGACCCUGCAGAAUCCUGAUCCACGGCGCUAUACUAUCUUCAUCAAGGUGACCAAGCCUACUGAAGACUGUUUACCUCUGCAGCUUCGCACCUUCCAGUUUGACUCCUUCCUGGAGACCACGCGCACCUACCUGGGCAUGGAGAGCUUUAACGAGGUAGUGAAGUUGUGCGACACCUCCUCUCCGGUAGCCUUUUUGGAGGCUGGAAAACAGUUCCUCCAGAUGAGGAAAGGGUAUCCACAGGGGGGCACAACUGUAACAAAUGGUGAUGGGAACUUCAAAACAGAGUACCUGGUGGUGGGCAAACGUAACCCCAGCAUGGCCGCCUGUCAAAUGCUGUGCCAAUGGCUGGAAGACUGCUUAGCCUCCAGCUCCUCCAGUAGGCCAUGUGGCAUCAUGCAGACACCGUGCCUUUGCUGGGAACCUCCACAACAGCUGAGUGAGGUGGGCAGCUGUAACAACAAUGGGAUAUACCAGGAAAACUGCACACCGAGCGUGAAAGACACUGGAAAAGAUGCCGAGAUCAAGGGUGGUGGCUGGGGGGUGUGGGGUCGGUGGUCGGAGUGCAGCAGCGACUGUGGAGGAGGGGCUCAAACACGCAGCCGGACCUGUCAGUCAUCCCCGGAGGACUCGUACCUGUGUGAAGGUGUCGUGGAGGAAGGCCGGCCCUGCAGCUCACAACCCUGUGCCGGCACGGGCCGUCAUCUGUCUCGUAGCCAGUCGCUUCGUUCAGUGGACAGCCGUAAGCGUGAGGACGUGGACAAGACACGUGUUGGACAGCAGACACCACAGACAGUGGAUUCAGCCUCAGGUGAUGAGUGGUCUGCGUGGAGUGUUUGUUCAGCAACGUGUGGGGAGGGGUGGCAGAGCCGCACACGUUUCUGUGUGUCUUCGUCCUACAGCACCCAGUGUAGUGGUGCACUGCGUGAGCAGAGACCCUGCAACAACUCUGCCGUUUGCCCAGUUCACGGUACUUGGGAUGAGUGGUCACCCUGGAGCUUGUGUUCAUCCACCUGCGGCCGAGGUUACAGAGACCGAACACGCACCUGCAAGCCACCUCAGUUUGGAGGAGACCCCUGUCUGGGCCCAGAGAAACAGACCAAGUUCUGCAAUAUUGCUGUCUGUCCAGUGGAUGGAGUGUGGAAUGAGUGGUCCAGCUGGAGCUCCUGUUCCACAUCUUGCUCCAACGGCACCAUGCAGCGCACAAGGGAGUGUAACGGCCCCUCCUAUGGCGGGUCUGAGUGCCGGGGCGAGUGGCUGGAGACUGUGGACUGCUUCCUAGGGGACUGCCCCGUGGACGGCAAGUGGCAGUCCUGGUCAAUGUGGGCAAGCUGUAGCAAGACAUGCGGUGGGGGGAGCCAGCAGAAGCAGAGGGUUUGUUACGGGCCCUUCUUCGGAGGCCAACCUUGUCCUGGUGAGCAAGAGGAGGUCCGUCGUUGCAAUGAAAAGAGAUGCCCAGAACCCCAUGAGAUUUGCAGCGAGGACAAUUUCUCCAAUGUUGUAUGGAAGAUGACUUCUGCUGGGAACACGGCUGCAGUGCGCUGCCCUCCGAAUGCCAUGGGACUUAUUCUGCGCCGGUGUACGCUAGAUGAGGAAGGCAUUGCCUACUGGGAGAAUCCCACAUAUAUGAAAUGCAUAUCCAAUGACUACCGCAGCAUCCAAACUAUGACUCGGGAACAUCUGUCAAAGGCACAGCGAGGCCUUGUGGGAGAUGGAGUUUCUGAGGUGAUGACCAAGCUGAGGGUGACAACCAGUGAUGGGACCAGCUACAGUGGUGACUUGUUGGCCAUUGUAGAUGUCCUGAGGAACAUGACAGAGAUUUUCAGGAGGGCUUAUUACAGCCCCAGCAGUGCAGACAUAAGGAACUUUGUCCAGUCAGUUAGCAACCUGCUAAUGGAAGAGAACAGGGAGAGGUGGGAGGAAGCACAGCUGCUGGGGCCGAAUGUAAAAGAGUUGUUCCGUCUGGUUGAGGACUUUGUGGAUGUCAUCGGCCUGAGGAUGAAGGACUUUAAGGACAUGUAUGAAGUCACGGAUAACCUAGUUUUAAGCAUCCAUAAACGACCAGUUGUAGGUAAUGCUGAUAUCAGCUUUCCUAUGAAGGGGUGGAGGGGCAUGGUAGAUUGGGCUCGCAGCUCUGAGGACAGAAUCACAAUCUCCAGGAACAUGCUGUCCACUGGAAAACCAGAUUCUGAUGACACCUCAACUUUUGUGACCGGCAUUGUUCUGUACAGAAACCUUGGCAGCAUUUUGUCUCUACAAAGCUCCUCGUUGCUCGGAUCAUGGUCCGUCAGGGGCUGCAGAGCCCUGAUUGUCGACUCAUUCAGAACCAAAUGCGUGUGUGACAGGCUGUCCACCUUCGCCAUUUUAGCACAGCUAAAUCCUGACAUGAACAUGGAUAAGACACAGCUACCAUCAGUGACUCUGAUCGUGGGCUGUGGCGUGUCCUCCCUUACGCUUCUGCUGCUCAUCAUCAUCUAUGUGUCAGUCUGGAGAUAUAUCCGCUCUGAGCGCUCAGUGAUCCUCAUCAACUUCUGCCUCUCCAUCAUUUCCUCCAACGCCCUUAUUCUCAUUGGCCAGACACAGACAAGAAAUAAGGUUCUGUGCACACUGGUGGCUGCGUUUCUUCAUUUCUUCUUCCUGUCCUCCUUCUGCUGGGUUCUGACGGAGGCAUGGCAGUCCUACAUGGCAGUGACUGGCCGUCUCAGGAAUCGCAUCAUACGCAAACGCUUUCUAUGUCUCGGCUGGGGUCUCCCAGCCCUGGUGGUGGCAGUGUCUGUGGGCUUUACCAAGGCUAAGGGAUAUGGAACCUCUAACUACUGCUGGCUCUCUCUGGAAGGUGGUCUUCUCUAUGCAUUUGUGGGACCUGCUGCAGCUGUAGUCUUGGUUAACAUGGUUAUCGGGAUUCUUGUUUUUAACAAACUGGUUUCCAAAGACGGCAUAACUGAUAUGAAACUGAAGGAGAGGGCGGGGGCUCAGCAGUCAGGAUCACAUCAGUGUCAGAGACCCCCUCUCAUGCCAUCCUUGAUUGGUCAGAUGACAGUGCCACUGUACAAUAUGACGCUCAAAUGUGCCAAGUGCGGAGUUGUCUCUUCGGCUGACGUUUCCACCACAGCUACCAGUAACGCCAUGGCAUCGCUGUGGAGCUCCUGUGUGGUCUUGCCCCUGCUGGCCCUGACGUGGAUGUCUGCUGUUUUAGCCAUCACUGACCGGCGCUCUGCCCUCUUCCAGAUCCUCUUUGCUGUCUUCGAUUCAUUGGAAGGCUUUGUUAUUGUCAUGGUGCACUGCAUCCUGCGGAGAGAGGUGCAGGAGGCCGUUAAGUGCCGUGUUGUGGACCGGCAGGAUGAUGCUAAUGGAGACUCAGGAGGAUCCUUCCAGAAUGGUCAUGCUCAGCUCAUGACUGACUUUGAAAAAGAUGUUGACAUUGCUUGUAGAUCUGGUACGCUGAAGCGCUCCUCCCUCCAAGGGGAGGAAAAAGCCUCCUCUGGGACUGUCACACUUCAGAAGGGUCCUAACUUCAACACCAUGCCAGCUAGCAUGGCCAAAGUUCACCUCCAGAAUGUGGCCAACUACACCAGCCACACACUGACCCUUCGCAGGGAGAAGGGUGCUGCCAAAGGCAUCAGCACUGAGCUGCCAGGGGCCAAGUCAAUCUAUAUCUGUGAUGGUGAGCUCUUCAAGCAGCUAGAUGGAGAGCUGGCUCGCGGGUCUGGUGAGGGGAGUGGCCCUGAGGGUGCGGGCACAGGCCCAGGGUAUGUGUGUCUGCCCACCAACAACACAGGCACCCUUAAGCCUGCCAAGGGCAAAGAGGACCAGACGUCAAAGUACAACAUCAGCAUAGAGCAGCUCCCCCAAACCAGGCUCAUCCACCUGGCCAACCCUGCCAGUGCUGAACCUGUGCCUGGCUUUGGGCUGAAGAGCCUGCCCGCUGACCAGGUCAGUGUUUCCUGUUCAGAGAGAGACUCACCAAUCCACAACCUGCAGAAUAUUUCCCGAGACUCCCAGGUGGCCAACAGCAUGUGUGAUGGAGGUGACUCUGGGAACUCUGGUAUGAUGUCCAAGAGUGAGACUGUCUCCACACUGUCCAUGAGUUCUCUGGAGAGAAGAAAGUCACGCUAUGCUGAACUUGACUUUGAGAAAAUAAUGCACACCCGCAAACGUCACCAGGACAUGUUCCAGGAUCUGAACAGGAAGAUUCACAGUGCAGAUAAAGACAGAGAAUCUCCACCUGUUGAUGGCAAGGCUGCCAAAAGAUGGAGCGUGUCCUCUGCCAGCAGUGACAAGACUAACAUGAGUGACAAGCAGCAGACACCCAGCAAGAGGGCUUGGGAGGGCAUCAGGAAGACCCACUCUCCCCCAUCCUGGGUAAGGAAGGACCUGGAGACGGUAGCGGCAUCACCCCUGGAGAUGCAGACUGUGGAGUGGGAGAAGGCCAGCGCCACCAUCCCUCUGGUGGGCCAGGAGAUCAUGGACCUGCAGACAGAGGUGUGA
Messenger RNA from Lampris incognitus (smalleye Pacific opah), 4695 nucleotides. It is a transcript of the gene adgrb1a, whose product is annotated as adhesion G protein-coupled receptor B1a. The record is from RefSeq and is a predicted model, not a curated record. Gene Ontology annotation, molecular function: G protein-coupled receptor activity. Gene Ontology annotation, biological process: G protein-coupled receptor signaling pathway; negative regulation of angiogenesis; cell surface receptor signaling pathway. Gene Ontology annotation, cellular component: plasma membrane. Bases 1 to 4695 code for a protein of 1564 amino acids. The transcript has 30 exons. NCBI's taxonomy places the organism in Eukaryota, Metazoa, Chordata, Actinopteri, Lampriformes, Lampridae.